Molecule: messenger RNA, 2041 nt
Organism: Conger conger (European conger)
Lineage: Eukaryota; Metazoa; Chordata; Actinopteri; Anguilliformes; Congridae
Gene: ptgfr
Product: prostaglandin F receptor (FP)
Exons: 3
Coding region: 124-1221 (365 amino acids)
Biological process (GO): positive regulation of cytosolic calcium ion concentration; adenylate cyclase-activating G protein-coupled receptor signaling pathway; inflammatory response
Cellular component (GO): plasma membrane
Molecular function (GO): prostaglandin F receptor activity
Source: RefSeq, a predicted model, not a curated record
GUCGAAUUUGGAGUUCAUUUCUGAAGAACAGCUUCAACAGGGGGAGGCAAAAGCCGCCUAUACCACAUUGUGGUGGACUAUUUGGGAUACUAUACGGGGAAAAGGCUGACCACUUUCCUGGUCAUGUCCAGGAAUGGGACAGCCAGGGACGGAUGCAGCUCCUCCAACAGCACUUCUGACCAGACGCCCCUGUCUGUCAAGGACUCCGUCAUCUCCAUGAGCGUGGGCAUGCUGUCCAACAUGCUGGCCCUCCUCAUCCUGGCGAGGGCCUACCGUCGCUUCCGCCUGAAGACCAGGGCCUCCUUCCUGCUCUUCGCCAGCGGCCUGGUGACGACCAACUUCCUGGGCCACUUCAUCAACGGCUCCCUGGCGGUAUACGUGUACAGCGUGGACAUGGACUGGGGGGCGCUGGUCCACCGUCGCCUGCUCUGCGACUUCUUCGGCGCCUCCAUGGUGUUCUUCGGCCUCAGCCCCCUGCUGCUGGGCAGCGCCAUGGCGGCGGAGCGCUGUUUCGGCGUCACCCGGCCCCUCUUCCACUCGGCCGCGCUCACCUCCCGCCACACCAAGAAGCUGGUGGGCCUGGUGUGGCUCCUGGCCGCCUUCGUGGCGCUGCUGCCCGUCCUCACCCACCGGUCCUACCACGUCCAGAGCUCCCAGAGCUGGUGCUUCUUCCGCCAGGAGGGGACGCAGCACUGGCUGGACGUCCUCCUCCCGCUGCUCUUCUCCGGCCUGGGCCUGCUCUCGCUCUCCGUCUCCAUCCUGUGCAACGCCGUGACCGGGCUCACGCUGCUGCGCUCCAAACUCCACAGCACCGGGAGCUGCAAGCGCACCACCCAGCACCUGGAGAUGAUCUGCCAGGUCCUGGCCAUCAUGCUGGUGUCCUGCGUCUGCUGGGCCCCGUUCCUGGUCACCGUCACCAUCCAGACCACUCAGCUCCAGGGCCGUCCCUGCUACGGGCAGAUGCUGUUGGUGGUGCGCAUGGCCGCCUGCAACCAGAUCCUGGACCCCUGGGUCUACAUUCUCCUGAGGCGGGCGGUCGUGAAGAAGCUCUUCCUGGUGACCCGCGGGUGCUGCGGGCUGAAGUCCCUCUACAAGUGGAACUGCAGCACCCUGAAGGGCUCCAUGCGCGCCCGCAACUUCCCCCCGAGCGGGACCUACUGCGGACGCCUGGAGACGGGCUCCCUGCCGAUGACCCCGAUCAAGCCCGUGCCCUGCACCUGAGCGUGGGCAGGGGGAAAAUAAAUCCAGCCCCAGGCUUGCCUGCAAGUGAAGGCCCCAUUACCGAAGACCUCCCCGAGCUUUAACGUAGAGAGGGGAAGGAGGAAGACCCGGAGACAUAGGAAACAGGCUUACAUAUUGUUUACCCUCAUUCUACACUGUGAUACUCAUCUGAUGGAAUGUGAGUUUUUCCAUGGGAAUGCUGCUGGUACACUGGGUGGGGGAGGCAUGGGAAUGUGACCCUUCCUCCCUGGGCAAUGCUAUGGUCAGCAUUCCCCCCUCGGGACUUCUGGCCACGGGUGAUACUGGAACAGUCCGGAAGCUCCUCCAGACAGCGGGACGCAUUAAUGAUUGGGUGGAGAACGUACAGGCGAGGAAAUCUGCUCUCUUUCAAUUGCCAUUCUUUGACAAGUUGAGGCAUGAACUGGUUUUGUCACCGGUUUUGAGGUAUAGGAUCAUGAUUUGUUUUAAUUGACAGAAAAAGGCCCUGGUGGCGCAACACCUUUGUAAUUUUCAGUGUUAAUGUUGUAAAUGUGGUAGCUGGUGACGUAAAUAUUUCACUGUCAAUGUCAUUCAUGAGUGAGGUAGAGCUGUGAACUCAUAUUAAAACAUUUAAAUAAAGUACAUUAAAGACUCAUUUAAAACUACCAAAUGCCAACCCUGGUGUAAAAUCCAGCUUGGAAUUACCAGCUACUAGCUGUUUCAAAAGAUAGUUUGAGCUGGUCAACCAGCUACCAGCUGUUUCAAAACCUAGCUUGAGUUGUUUUUUUUUCAGCAGGAGGGAUACAUUCCACCUCACUACAAAGAACUACAAAGAAUAGUU